CUGACCAAACUGCUGCAUGUCUUCCACCUCCUGCCUGCCUUCCUGGUGAAGAUGAGCAGCGAUGUCCUGGACAUGGCGCUGAAGCUGCCGCAUGUGGAGUACGUCGAGGAGGACGCCUACGUCUUUGCCCAGAGCAUCCCCUGGAACCUGGGCAGGAUCGUGCCACCACAGCCCAGCUCAGGCACCUACAGCCCUCCCAAUAAAGGUGACCUGGUGGAGAUUUACCUGCUGGACACCAGCGUGCAGAGCACCCAUCGGGAGAUUGAGGGCAGGGUGCUCGUGACUGACUUCGAGAGCGUCCCCGAGGAGGACGGCACCCGUUUCCACAGGCAGGCCAGCAAGUGCGACAGCCACGGGACCCACGUGGCCGGGGUGCUGCGCGGGCGGCAUGCCGGCCUGGAGUUUAUCAAGGCGACGCUGGAGGCUCGGCCGUACGCGCCGCUGGUGGUGGUGCUGCCCUUCACCGGUGCCUACAGCCGUGUGCUGAACGCCGGCUGGCGGCGCGGGGGGCCGAGGGGGGGGGGGCGUCUGCUGGGGCUGCGCAUCCCAUUCCACUCAUGUGCCCCUCUGUCACCACCCUGGCAGGUCAUCACGGUCGGCGCCACCAACAAGGAGGAUCAACCUGCCUCCAUCGGCACCCUGGGCACCAACUUUGGCCGCUGUGUGGACCUGUUUGCCCCAGGGGAUGACAUCAUUGGCGCCUCCAGCGACUGCAGCACGUGCUUCAUGGCGCAGAGUGGGACGUCGCAGGCGGCCGCGCACGUGGCGGGUGAGCUGGGCUGCGGGGUGGCGGGCAGGGCUGGCUCUCCACUUGCCCUAAGUGGCGAAGAUACUGGACGAGUGUCCCUGGAGGUGCCGGGCAUCUUGGCUGCCUGUGCUGGGGACAUUCUUGCAUGCCACCAUGCCACCAUUUUGGCAUGUUUGGGUGCUGCAGCCUGCACAGAGCUCCUGCAUCCCGUGCAUGAGGCCCGGCCCGCCCCGCCGGUGGCUCGCUGCGCCGGCGCCGAGGAGAUGCUCAGCUGCUCCAGCUUCUCCCGCAGCAGCAGGCGGCUGGGGGAGCACAUGGAGGACAAGGAUGGGCAGAAGCAGUGCGUGGCCCACAACGCUUUCCGGGGCCGAGGCGUCUACGCCAUCGCCAGGUGCUGCACGUGGCCCAGGGCCGAGUGCCGGAUCAACGCCAGCUCCCGGGCGGCCGAGGGGGCCGGCUGCUCGCCGCGGGACCACGGGGGCGUUUCCACUCCCCCCCUGGACGGCGGCAGACCCGUCCCGGGGCCGGGGAGUGGGGCCAGCCGCUGUGCCAGCAGGACGGAGAUGAUGGCCCACGCCUUGUGCUGUCCCGCCACCAGCCUGGAGUGCCGGGUGAAGGAGCACGUGUCCCCGGGCUCUGCGGAGAAGGUGACGGUGUCCUGUGACGACGGCUGGACGCUGACGGGCUGUAAUGCCCAUUCCCAGAGCCCUGGCACCAUGGGAGCCUACGCUGUGGACAAUACCUGCGUGGCAGCCAGCGACCCUGGCAGCAGUGUGGCUGUGGCCAUCGCCAUUUGCUGCCGGAGCCGGCAGUAG
Molecule: messenger RNA, 1563 nt
Organism: Tauraco erythrolophus (red-crested turaco)
Lineage: Eukaryota; Metazoa; Chordata; Aves; Musophagiformes; Musophagidae
Source: RefSeq, a predicted model, not a curated record